AUGGCCUCGUCAGACAUCCUGGCCGAAGCACAGAUCCGCUCCUUAGUGAUACGAGAACGCUUCUAUCGGGACGCCUGUCAGUGGAAAAAGCUGAGAGAAUGCUAUCACCCGGAUGCGUCGCAAACCCUGGUGGACAUUUCAUGGUAUGCACGAGCAGAGGCGGACCGAGGGUUUCCGUCCCACUGGUACCACGGGGAUGCCGAUGGCUUUGUUCGUCGCUCGGAAGAAAUGGCCAAGGCCGGCACGUCGUCUUUGCACACUAUACAACCAGCAGAGAUCACACUCAACGGAGACAAGGCCUUUUCCCAGUCGGUCGGGACGAUAUCGACCAGGAUGCAACGAGACAGCAAGGAAUACGAGCUGAUAUCGAGAUGUCGAAUGCUGUCCAAGCUCCGCCUCGUCGGGCAAUGGUGGUACAUGCUCUCCAUGGAGGUGAUCUACUUGCAGGAUUCCAUCGUUCCAGUCAUACCUGAAUCCUUCACCUCGGACGCGGACUUUGCACGCGCGAUAUCAGGAAAGCGGAAGAGCUAUCAACUCCUGGCGUGGGUCCUCGAGGAGCAUGGACUGACCAUCAACAACAAGCUUCCGGGUUCCGAUGAUAGGGAGAGCGUUGAGAAAGUGCUUGGAACGAACGAGGCAUGGCUGUUUUCCUGA
Cladophialophora immunda is the source of this 654-nucleotide messenger RNA. RefSeq lists its product as uncharacterized. The transcript has 2 exons. The record is from RefSeq and is a predicted model, not a curated record. NCBI's taxonomy places the organism in Eukaryota, Fungi, Ascomycota, Eurotiomycetes, Chaetothyriales, Herpotrichiellaceae. The coding region runs from base 1 to 654 and encodes 217 amino acids.